UGCGACUUUCCAACAUCCCCAAUUCACCAUGGAUCCCUACGACAGUGACUCCAGUGCCGACGAGGACUUUACCGAUACCGGUGUUCUUCUCGGUUACGCCGACGAUGAGGUUAUCGAGGACACCGUUAGCCACCUAGGCGGCUGGCCGAAAUGGCUUGCAGACAACGUUGCCCCACCGGGUGAAUUUGCCAACUGUAAGGUCUGCAAUAGUCCCAUGUUACUACUGCUCGAGUUGCACGGUGACCUGCCCGACCAUUUCCCCACCGACGAGCGCCGCCUGUAUAUCUUCGGCUGCCCCAGAAAGCCAUGCAACCGCAAACCAGGCAGUAUUCGCGCAUAUCGCGCAACUCGCAAGGUUAACCUGAACUCUUCGCCGCAACAAAACGAACAAGAAGGUACCAAGGAAAUUGAAAAGAAAGAGACCACACCACCCCCACCCCAGCCCCAGCAGCCCAGGGACCUAGGAGCCACGUGUCUGCAAACGCCAAUCCUUUCUCCUCCAAUCCGGGCUCUUCAGCUGGGGGGUUUUGCCAAUCCCUUUGCGAUGCCCAAACCCUCCACAGCUCCAGCUCCCGCUCCAGCUCCUGCCCCAACCCCAGCUCAAUCAUCCACCAAUGCGCUCGCCGAAUCCUUCGCUGACAAGGUCCGGAUCUCGUCUCCAGAGCCAUCAGCUAGUAACCCCGCUCUCACCACCUUCAAGCCCACACCGGAAUCAUCAGGCGCUCUCGCUCCGUGGCCCGAACAAGCCGCCUUCCCGGCUCCAUACCAGAAUUACUUCCUAGACGCCGAAUACGAGACCCUCUCGCGGCCAUCGACGCCCACCGUCCCGGACAACGUGCAAAUGGAACCAAUGGAAGAAGAAGGUGCUGGCGGUGAUCUCAAAGAUACAUUCGAGUCCGAGCUCGACAAGGCUUUUAUGAAGUUCUCUACUCGCCUCUCUCAUAACCCUGAACAGGUCCUGCGCUACGAGUACCGCGGCACCCCGCUGCUUUGCUCGUAUGCUGACCCGGUGGGUAAGCUUUUACAUCCCGAGCACUCGGCUGGCCGUGUGACUACUGUUGGAGGUGGUCAUAUGCCGCGUUGCGAGUACUGUGGCGCGCAGCGUGUCUUUGAAGUGCAGCUUGUGCCGCAUGCUAUUAGUAUUCUUGAGGAUGGACGUCCUGGUGUUGGGCUUGGGGAGGGGGAUGCCGGGAUGGAGUGGGGGACUAUUGUUAUGGGUGUCUGCUCGAAGGAUUGUGCUCCUGAGGCUCUUUGGCAGACUGGUUGGAGAGAGGAGUGGGCUGGUGUGCAGUGGGAGGAGAUGAAAUAG
Penicillium pulvis is the source of this 1309-nucleotide messenger RNA. RefSeq names its product small subunit rRNA maturation protein TSR4. Gene Ontology annotation, biological process: maturation of SSU-rRNA. Lineage: Eukaryota; Fungi; Ascomycota; Eurotiomycetes; Eurotiales; Aspergillaceae. The coding region runs from base 29 to 1309 and encodes 426 amino acids. The record is from RefSeq and is a predicted model, not a curated record. Gene Ontology annotation, cellular component: cytoplasm. The transcript has 3 exons.